GACCGGCGCCGGCCGCCUCACGCAGCCUUCGGUUGGGCCUCAGGCACCGCGCGGGAUCUGCCCCAAAACAACCGUGUUUGCGGGGAAAACAACAGAACAACCCCUUCCCUCAACGGGCAAGCUGGACAAACACCCAGAAAAGCUCAUAAAGAAGCAACGAGUUUCAUUUCCUUCCAAAACAGCGCGUCAGCAAAAACAACCCCUGGCAGCUCGCCGAGGAAGCAGCUGAUGUGAGGGGAAAACAGCGAGUUUCGCCCCAAAACCACCCUUCUCCUGGAGGAAAAGAAGAAAAGCUACGGCUUUGUCGCCGUGUCCCCGCAGUUCGGUCCCCGCUCGGAGCCGGGCGCGAUGGAGGCGCGGCGCUGGAGGGAUGAGCCCCGAGGGAAUGUGUCCGACUGCCCCAACGGCUCCCGCUGGGUGAUGGAGGUGUUUGAUGAGUGUGCUCAGGACGGCCGGGACAUCGCCAGUAUCGUGCUGGGGUUGGUUUCCAUCCUCUGCUUUGCGGCUGCGUCUUUUCCGCAGUUUUACCAAGCCUGUAAAACAGGCAUCAUGGACCAGGCUCUCUCCAUAUAUUUCCUGCUGGGAUGGCUGGGUGGAGACCUCCUCAACCUCAUCGGUUCCUUCCUGGCUCAUCAGCUGCCACUGCAGGUUUACACGGCUGUUUACUACGUGCUUGCAGACCUGCUGAUGCUCUCUCUCUACUGCUACUACAAAGUGAAGAACCAGGGUAGAGGAUUUGCUGCCCAGAUCAAUGCAGUUUUCAUCUUCCUUUCCCUGGGGAUGGUGUCGACUGUUUCCUUCCUGGGCAGAGGAGCUGCCAUGGCCCAGGAGCCAGCAACAUUUAGAGGGAGGUCUCUGCUGUCUGCUCACGUGGAUGAGUCUGGGUCAAAGCCUUUCACCAGGAGCGAGAUCGUUGGGUUCACCAUCGGCUCCGUCUCCUCCAUGCUGUACCUGUGCUCCCGAGUGCCCCAGAUCUACACGAACUACAAAAGGAAAUCCACCACUGGGGUCUCCUACUCUCUCUUUGCCCUGGUGAUGCUGGGGAACUCGCUUUAUGGCCUCAGUGUCCUCCUGAAGAACCCUGAGCCGGGACAAGGGGAAGGUGACUACGUCCUGCACCACUUCCCCUGGCUGGUGGGCAGCCUGGGUGUCCUUGCCCUCGACAUGGUUAUCUCCUUCCAGUUCCUUGCUUAUCAGAAAGGAAGAGCCAGUACCCACGAGGAGAGGGAUGCUCUUCUUGGUGAGCAACGUGACAGCCUGGAGAGCUGACAAAGGGACCUGCCCUAGAGAACAGGGUGAUGCUGAUGAGAAAACGGGGCUUAAUGCUGGACAGUCCAGCCCCUCCAUCCUGGUGCCUUUGGGAGAAGACCUGAGCCCGUGGGUGAGGUGUUGUGCUGCUGAGACAUUAAGCCCAGGUGGCAGAGGAUGCUGCUGAGAAGCCUCCUGCCUCUUUGGUACCAAUGAUGUUAUCAGGAUAAUCAGGGAAUUAUUUGAUACCUCAAAAGAUGGCUCUUUGCUGCUCUUACACCCAGAAGCUCGAUCACUUCUGCUUUAUCUGCUGCCUCUCAGGGGUGAUCUGGAGCUUCCUCAGUACUGGCAAACCUGAGAAGAGCCUGAGGGGCUGCAGGGAGGGGACAAAGAUGACUGAUCUGCCAUGAGCACCCUUACCUCUGUGAGCCUCACAUCUCCACCAAUGGGCCCUUUCUGGAAGAUAAAGCAGUGGCUGGAACCACUUGAGCAGGAAGGAGCAGCGUAACCAAAGUGAUUCAGUCCACUCAUACCGGUUUUAAUUAGCACACUUGCAGGGCUAUAAAACAAGUCCAUGCCCCA
Messenger RNA from Colius striatus (speckled mousebird), 1830 nucleotides. It is a transcript of the gene SLC66A1, whose product is annotated as solute carrier family 66 member 1. NCBI's taxonomy places the organism in Eukaryota, Metazoa, Chordata, Aves, Coliiformes, Coliidae. The coding region runs from base 349 to 1269 and encodes 306 amino acids. The record is from RefSeq and is a predicted model, not a curated record. The transcript has 8 exons.